AUGUCGGCACAAGCUUCUCCACAAUCUCCAGAAGCUCCGCAAUCUCCAGAUGCACCGCAAUCUCCUGAUGUUCCAGCUUCACCAGAUGCAGAAGAGGUAAAUGGUUUUUCUUUGUUUAAAAAAUAAUUGGUUUUUGCAGGUUGCCAACGCUCCAGAAAGCCCAACCGGUGAAUUAAGAGAUCUCUAUGCUCCCCAAAGUCCAUCUUCGAAUGGUCAAAAAUCACCAGAACUUGUACGUUCGCCUGAAAUUGAAGAAACACCGCGCAAAAAAGCAAUAAUUGAUUCUGAUGAUGAAGAAGAAGAAGCUGGAGCAUCGAGCAGCAAAAAACGCGCUUUGAUAGAAUCUGAUGAGGAUAGUGAUCAGGAGAAAAGUUUGCCGAAGAAAAGGUUGAUUGGCUCGGAUGCUUCGGAUGAUGAGGAAGAACCGGAAAAACAACAGAAAAGUGCGAUUUUUGUGGAUGAUAGUGAUGAAGAUGAAGAACCAAGAAGAAGAGAAGAGAAUUCAGGUGAUGAAAGAGAAGAACAAAUGGAAGAAGAGGAAGGAGAAGCACCAAAAGCAGCAGUUGCUGUUGAAAGUGAUGAUGACGAUGAUAUUGUUGAUAGAGGUGGCGGGGGAGGAAGACGUGGUUUUGAAUGGGAUUUCGAUGUUAUGUUGCGUGAAAAGAAAGCAGAACGAAAAAGAAAGACAAAACGAGGAAAAGACAGUGGAAUUGAUAUUAUAAAUGAUGACGAUGGAAUGAUUACACAUCUUGUUGAACGUAUGAAAGCUGCGGCGAAAGCUGAUCGAAAUGCAAAUCUAGAAAGAAAGCCGGCAUUUCAAAAGAUUAAAUUGUUGCCGGAUGUGAAAGCGAUGAUGAAUCGAGCGGGUAUUGUUGAAGCAUUGAUUGAGAACGGGUUUAUGAGUGCGAUUUCUGAAUGGCUUGCACCUUUGCCGGAUAAAUGUUUGCCUGCGAUGGAUAUUCGGAUUACUGUUUUGAAAUUGUUGCAUAAUCCGAGAUUUUGGAAACUUGAUCGAGUGAGUUUAUUUGAUCUUUUGGAUUAUAAUAAUAACAAGUAUAGAUGGACAUCGACUAAAUGACAUUUUCAUGUUUUUUAAGCAAAUGAGUUGAAAUAUUGGGUUCUAAUGUUAUUCAUAUGAUAGAAUGGUCUAAGACAAACAGAAUGAUAUAAAUUUUGGUGACUUUACAUUAUCCAUAAGUGAUUUAGCGACGUUUAGUCGAUAUUUAGUCGAUAAGCCGGUAAAUCACUUAUGGAUAACGUAAAAUCAUCAAAAUUUGAAUCAUUCUGUUCGUCUUAGACCAUUCUAUCAUAUGAAUAACAUUACAACCAAAUAUUUCAACUCACUUUGCCUAAAAAACCUGAAAAUGUCAUUUAGUCGAUUUAGUCAAUGUCCAACUACAAUAAAAAUAAUGCUACGCUUUUUACACCGGGUCAUUUUCUAAGCGAUUUUUUUAUCAAAUUGAUUAUAUAUCUUGUAAUUAACAUAGUUCGAGUAUAAUUGUCACAAAAAAACUAGAGAAUCUAUAGAUUAUUUCGAAAAAUUGGGUGAUGAUCUCAUCCAGUGCAAGAUUCAAAUUGAUUUGUAUUUUACACCUGGUCAUUUUUGAUUUUUUUUUUCAAGAUUUUAGGCUUUAAUCGAUUGAAAUUUAUUUAGUGAGCAUUUAUUGAGUACUGUCCAAAGAAAAUGCUGUUUUUUGGGUCAAAAUUUUGUAGAUUCGGAAGAGCCAUACAUAACAUAGGUUACCCGAACCAGUUUUUUUCAGUUAGGGUCCCGCUUUGAAAAAUUUCCAAAGUUAAACCCCUUUCCUUACAUAUUUGAGCGAAUUUUAGACAAAUCUGGGAAUUUCGGUAAAUUAUCAGCAGAACAUUGGCCAAGUUAGGCACCCUUCCAUUCAGAUUUUUUUGAAAAAAGUUAAGCCCCUCAACCCAAUUCUGGGGACCCAUUUUAUGCAUGGGAAGAGCUUCCAGUUUUACAAAUGCAUCAUUUUGAGCCAAAUUUCAAGAUUUUUGGCUUAAAUUGAUUGCAGUUUUCAUUAAAUGUCCACCAAAUGAAUUGCAAUAAAUUUAAGCCUAAAAUCUUGAAAUUUGGCUCGAAAAUGAUGGAUUUGUAAAACUGGAAGAGCUUCCAGAAAAAAUGAUGAAAUUAACUCACAGGCUUUGCUACAUUUCAAAAAAUAGUGAAGAAUAUAAAUGCGAACGUUUUGAAAAAAUCAGAAACGAGCAAAAUAAUUCACGUCAAAAUAUUUAUUUUUAAGCUUAAAUCUAGGGCACGCCAUUAAAAAAAUAAAUAAUAAAGAAACUUAAUUUCAGAGCACAUUGAAACAAUCGGGCCUUGGAAAAGCUGUGAUGCUCCUUUAUAAACAUCCAAACGAGACGAAAGAGAACAAAUUGAUUGCGAAUAAAUUGAUCGGAGAAUGGGCUCGCCCGAUUUUCCAACUUGAUACCGAUUACAGUUCAAUGACAAAAGAAGAGCGAGUUGUGAGAGAUUACCAAAGAAUGCCAGAAGUGAAAAAGAAGAAGAUGAAGUGAGUUGGGAAUUGCAGAAUUCCUGGAAUCCAGAUUUGAUUUUUUCAGCAUCAAUAAAGCUCGCGAAGAAGAAGAGGAUUCGGAUGAUGAAAGUGACAGAAGACGUCCGAAAAUCAAGGAAACUGGAGGUUUGGGACCAACAUCUUCGGGUUUAUUGAAGCCGGGUGAUGAUGGAUAUAUUCCGAGAGCAAGAGUUCCGAAACCAUCGACUAGGGAUUAUGUGGUUAGACCGAAGUGGAAUGUUGAAGGAGAAUGUAAAGUGAGUUUUUUUUUUUCAAAAAUCAUAAACUUUCAAUAGAGCUGAUUCACGAACGAAAAAAAUGUUUAAAAAUGUUUUUUUAACAUUGAAAGAUCAAUUCACGAAAAGUCAAAAAAUGUCGAAAAAACAUUGUAAGUCAAAAUUAGUUUUUCAAGGUUUUUCAGCCAAAAAUGAUGACAAAUCAAUAUUUUUCAAGAUUCUGGAGUAAUUUCUGAUUAAAAUAAGCUUUGAGAAUCAAAAUUUAAAAUUUUUUUAUUUUACAAAAAAUCAGCAAAACUUCUUGAAAGUGAAUUCAAAGGUCAAUUUUCAUCAGAAAUUACUCCAGAAGCUUAAAAAUAUUGAUUUGUCAUCAUUUUUGGCUGAAAAACUCGAAAAACUAAUUUUUGUACACAGGGUGACCCAAAAAAAAUGAAACAAAGUUUUUUUGAAUUCUCUCUUACAAGGGAACCUCUUCAGCUCGCGGUCGAGUUUUGAGCUGAAAAUUGUUUUGGGGGUACUUUAAGAUGUUCUAAUGGCCAUAUAAAAAAUUCAGCUGCUGAACUCCACUCUGAGCACAAGAAAGUGAGCUCCGAAGUUUGAGCAUUUUCAAGGGCGCACGCGCCAGUUUUAUUCUCUUCGAAAUUUCAACUGCAGAAAAAACAACUAGCAAAGCGCAGCAGGUUAGCGGAUAGCCUCUUGAGGCAAUGCUGUGGGGUUCGACUCCUGCUCCCUUCAACAUUUUUUAAUUUUUUUCUUUUUCAAGAAAAUGACUUUGGAGUACUGUAACUUGUUUAAAAAUCGAUUUUUUGAAAAUCAGAUCAUACGGGGUUGUUCUAGAGGGUCAAUUAUAUGAAAAAAUAAGUUCAUAUAAUUUUUCGAGAAAAUUCAUUUUUCUUCAAAAUUCAUGGUCAUCGGAUGGAUGAAAAUUUUCGAAAAAAAUUUUUUUGAAAUAAGUUCAGUUUUUAUGAAAUUGAUCUUCCUGAACAACUCUGUGAAAUCCGAUUUCCAUAAAAACCGUUUCUACGAAAGUUAUCGCUUGCGAAGUUUUUUUCUCCAGAACGAAGAUAGGAUAAUCGGGAGUUUUUCUGGAAUUUGGCUGGUUUGGAAUGUUGUAAAUUGAAAAUUUUAAAGUUUCAAUAGAAAAAUGAUUUUUUAAAUUAGAAAUGUUGGUAAAUCAUUAUCUUUUCUCCCACUAUUUCAAUUGCAAUUGCCCGACAAGUGAAGACCUUAUAAUUUGGGAAUAUGAAUUCAAAUUUAUCAUAAGUUUUGAGAGCUGUUGGUAUAAUUUAACAUGUAAAGUUUCCAAUAGGGUUUGUUCUCAUUAACUUUUUGAGAAAUUGGAUGAAAAGGACGAAAUUCUAGAGAAUGGCAACAUAAUUAUAUGAACUUAUUUUUUCAUAUAAUUGCCCCUCUAGAACAACCCCGUAUGAUCAGAUUUUCAAAAAAUCGAUUUUUAAACAAGUUACAGUACUCCAAAGUCAUUUUCUUGAAAAAGAAAAAAAUUAAAAAAUGUUGAAGGGAGCAGGAGUCGAACCCCACAGCAUUGCCUCAAGAGGCUAUCCGCUAACCUGCUGCGCUUUGCUAGUUGUUUUUUAUGCAGUUGAAAUUUCGAAGAGAAUAAAACUGGCGCGUGCGCCCUUGAAAAUGCUCAAACUUCGGAGCUCACUUUCUUGUGCUCAGAGUGGAGUUCAGCAGCUGAAUUUUUUAUAUGGCCAUUAGAACAUCUUAAAGUACCCCAAAACAGUUUUCAGCUCAAAACUCGACCGCGAGCUGAAGAGGUUCCCUUGUUAGAGCAGGAUUGAAAGAUAUAAUAUGACUUACUCAUGGGUUAUCUAAGACCUCCUGAAAGCUAAAUCCAAGAUGAUUUUGUUAUAUAUUAUUUUUGAAGUGAGCAGGACGUGAAAAUCUAGGAUAAAAAAACGGCCAAAAAGACGCAUGUCAUAAAUGCAAAGUCGGGUCCAGUUCAGACUUAUUUUUGAAAAUUGUUCAUUGAAUGCCAUUGGGGGAUUCAGUACAACCCUAGUACUCAAUUUUAUACAAAACAUAUCUUCCAUUGAACUUAAACGAAGUUCACAACUUUUGAUUUAAAAGACCACUGAAAAUUGGAAAAUCAAUUUCCAAAAAGCACAUUUUCAGUUUUUUCGAAAUUUUUCCCGCUGAAAAGUUUUGGCAUCGCAUAUCUCUACAUUAAAACAAUGAUAGGCCUCUAAUAAAUCAAAGAUGGAAGAUGAAUAGUCGAAGUUUUGAUUUUGGUGCCAGUCAGAGAUCAAACUUUCAUGAAAACGGAAAAAUUCGACCGGUUGCACAAAACCACUCGUAAAAUAUGUAAUUCGAAACGAAAGUUAAGAAAAGUAUAGUGAAAAAUGUUCCUCUAGAGUUGCUCUAUUUCAUUCAUGAAACAUAUAAGAGAUCUAAAAGCUCCGAAGAAAGUUAGAGACACUGAAACUCAAAGUUUGCAAUUUCUGAAGAGUUGCGUCCAAACAACGUUUUCAAUUUUACUCUUCUCCCUAGUGCGGAUCACGUGAAACACGUGAAUUUCAAAAACAAAUUUAACAGUUAUUUAGCUAAUGGUAUUGGAAUCUAUAAUUCAUGAUCAGAAUGUUCAGUUUAAAAAUUGCGGAAUAGGUUCUAUUGAGCCAAGUUUGUUUCAGUUUUUUUGGGUCACCCUGUAUAAUGUUUUUUUUUUACUUUUCGUGAAUUGAUUUGAUCAAUGCUAAUUUAAAAAUUCAAGUUUCACCUACAUUUUUCACGAACCACUCGAAGUUCUAGAAAAUUAGAAUUUUUCCACGUCAUAACUUUUUUUUUCAAAAAUUCGACAUUUUUAAGAUUACAUAUAUUCAAGUCGAAAAAAAUAAAAAAAAAUUUUUGACAAAAAAUUUUCGAUUCAGAAAAUGUCGAAAAACUAUAUUUUUUCCCUAUUUUUUUUACAUUUUCUGAAAUGAACACUUUUGUUAAAAAACUUUUAUUUAGUUUUUUAGUGAAAAAAAUUGGAAAUUUUCCACGUCAUAACUUUUUUUUUUCAAAAAUUCAACAUUUAGAAGGCUAAAUAGAUCUUCCGACUAGAAUUGCUCCCCCAGAAAUUCAGAGUUUUCCAAACCCCAAUUUGUUUCCAGGAUCGCAAAGCAACCGGAACUCGUCGCUACGAUCAAGCGCUUCGAGAUUUCCAAGAACGAACCAAAAAAUCGAAAGCAAGUCGAUCAGUAACUGUUUCAUUGGAAGGUCGCAAUUUGCAAAUUUGA
Caenorhabditis angaria is the source of this 6003-nucleotide messenger RNA. The record is from the annotation of a GenBank genome assembly. Lineage: Eukaryota; Metazoa; Nematoda; Chromadorea; Rhabditida; Rhabditidae.